GCAGAGAGCUGAAGUUCCUGAUGCUUGCAUGAUGAACACCAAAGGGCGACCUCGGACAUCAAAAUUAAAUUAAAUUACGUUUCAAAAUCAUUCACUUGAAGUCCGUUAUCGCUUUUACAUAAGAAACGGAGGCCAUAGCACCGCCGAAAAACUUGAAUUCCGUCAACCGGAGAUAAUAUACGUUGUUUGUAUGGUGUGAAUUUAUCAUAAAUUAGGUGGAACUCUGUUAUAAGUUAGUUAUGCCUAUCUCCGACCACCGCCGUUCUCAUUCGGCGGGAAAGCCCUGGUUACUAUGUCCGUUUUGGCAAUCUGGAACAGCUUCUUCGUCAACGCAGAAUCUUCAAUUUCAGAAUCAGAAAAGCCAUGAAAACGGCGUUGCAUCAAACGGUCGAUCUUCCAACAAGGUAUCGUCGGUGGCGAAAUCGCUCCUACCAACUAGGCGGAGACUCCGCCUUGAUCCGGCUAACAACCUUUACUUUCCUUAUGAGCCUGGUAAACAGGUGAAAAGUGCUGUUCGGAUCAAGAACCAUAGCAGUUCUCAUGUUGCUUUUAAGUUUCAAACCACUGCACCAAAGAGCUGUUAUAUGCGACCUCCUGGUGGGAUUCUGGCUCCUGGGGAAAGUAUUAUUGCGACAGUUUUCAAGUUUGUUGAGCAACCAGAAAAAAACGAAAAACAGCUGGACCAAAGGAGCAAGGUUAAGUUCAAGAUCAUGAGCCUCAAGGUCAAAGAAGGAAUUGACUAUGUGCCUGAAUUGUUUGAGGAGCAAAAGGAUGAAGUAGUUGUCGAGCGAAUAUUACGUGUUAUUUUCUUGAAUGCGGAGCGCCCUACCCCUGCAUUGGAAAAACUAAAACAUCAACUGGCUGAAGCUGAGGCUGAAUUAGAAUUACGCAAAAAACCUCAAGUGGAUACAAGUCCAAAAGUUGUUGAGCAAGGACUUGUUAUAGAUGAAUGGAAAGAACGAAGGGAGAAAUACCUUGCUCGACAACAGGUCGAGGCUGUAGAUUUGGUGUGAGGAAGUCUCUCGUGUCGUAAAUUUGUUAUUUCAUCUGUGACAGAUAUAUCGGUCCCAAUUCCACCAUCUUGACUCGAUCAUGCACCAGUUAUAUAUGUUGGAAUUGGUAGAGGUUUCAGAGGUUUGUAGCAAUGCUGGUCGAUGCGUUAACAUAUGCAUCAAUCAUUAGACGAGCAUCGUAAAAUGUCCUCCUGGGCCUUACCUAGUAAAAUGAUGAAACCUUAUUUUUAUCAAUAAGUUCAAAAUGUGUAACAAUGUAAUUCAUACUUGAAUAAAUAACCAUUUAAACUUUAUUUUUCU
Molecule: messenger RNA, 1313 nt
Organism: Cynara cardunculus var. scolymus (artichoke)
Lineage: Eukaryota; Viridiplantae; Streptophyta; Magnoliopsida; Asterales; Asteraceae
Product: vesicle-associated protein 4-1-like
Exons: 7
Coding region: 240-1013 (257 amino acids)
Biological process (GO): endoplasmic reticulum membrane organization
Cellular component (GO): plasma membrane; endoplasmic reticulum membrane
Source: RefSeq, a predicted model, not a curated record